AUGGCCCGAGGGUCAAGCAAUUUUGGCCUCUCUUCUCGUGGACGAGGCUCAUUUCGUGGCCAGCGCGGAGGUGGCUCCGUACACUUUAGAGGCGGCAGAGGGCGAGGACGUGGGAGGGGAGGGGGAGCAGGGUCAGAAGGCGCACCGCGACGCGACGAUGACGGGACACAACUUGCCGAACGAUUCGAAGAAGUCAGGGUGUCUGAUGAAGUCGACGAAAAACUCGGGUUUCCAAGAGUUCAAGAGGGAUUGCAGAAGGAAGGCUGGCUCGUCAACAUGCAUCCGACACUAGUCAAAGACGCUGAGUGGCCCUCAGGCAAGGCUGCUGUUGACUUCUACUUCAUUCAAGACGAUGGCGGCAUGUUUAAAUGCACUUACCAAUACGAACCCUACUUCUAUAUUUCCUGCAAGGCGCGUCUUUUGUCUUCCAACGGCACAGAAACGACGAUAGAGGAGUGGCUAAACAAGAAAUAUGAAGGGCUCAUAUGCCGCAUCACACGCGAAUGGAAGGAAGACCUCAAACUCCCGAACCAUCUCAUGGGACAUCGGCGAUUAUAUCUGCAGCUCUGUUUUCGCAACGUAUCAGAUCUCCUCGCAGUUCGAAGAGAGAUAGUCCCUCUUGCACUGGCCAAUAGUGCCAAACGCGACGCCGUUGACGCGUAUGCUGAAGUUGUCAGCGCAUCAGCAAGCGCGAGCAUGGAUAUAGAUUUUGAAGACGAAUGGGGUGGUCGGGCGACGAAGAAAAAUGGAAUUCGGGACAGGGACCCUCGAGAAAGCAUCAUUGACGUUCGCGAGUUCGACGUGCCAUAUUACCUUCGUGUCGCCAUCGACAACGACAUCCGUGUUGGGCUCUGGUAUGCAGUCACAUUUACCGCUGGCCAGCCUGCUUUUCGCCACAUCGCGGAACGAGUCAAACGUGCGGACCCCGUCGUCAUGGCCUACGAUAUAGAGACGACAAAAGCGCCACUCAAGUUUCCUGACCAGGCCAUAGAUCAGGUCAUGAUGAUUUCGUACAUGGUUGAUGGUCAGGGCUACCUCAUCACAAACCGUGACAUCGUUAGUGAAGACAUCGAUGAUUUCGAGUAUACGCCCAAGGAGGGGUAUGAGGGCCCCUUCAUUGUGUUCAAUGAGAAGGAUGAGGCAGCUACAAUUCGUCGCUUCUUUUCUCAUAUUCAAGAAGUUAAGCCAACUGUAAUGGCCACAUUCAACGGCGACUUUUUCGACUUUCCAUUCCUCGAUGCACGUGCCAAAGCCAACGGUAUCGACAUGUUCCUCGAAACCGGCUUUGCCAAAGAUUUGGAGGACGAGUACAAGAGUCGUUGUUGCGUCCACAUGGACUGCUUCCGGUGGGUGAAGCGGGACUCGUAUUUACCCCAGGGAAGUCAAGGUUUGAAGGCGGUCACGACUGCAAAGCUGGGGUACAAUCCCAUCGAACUCGAUCCUGAACUGAUGACACCAUACGCGGUUGAACAACCCCAAGUACUUGCGCAGUAUUCAGUGUCAGAUGCUGUUGCGACAUAUUACCUCUACAUGAAAUACGUCCACCCAUUCAUCUUUUCGUUGUGCAACAUCAUCCCGCUCAAGGCCGACGAGGUUCUCCGCAAAGGAAGCGGAACUCUCUGCGAGACUUUAUUGAUGGUUGAAGCGUAUCGUGGACACAUUAUCAUGCCAAACAAGCAUGAAGAAAGCCAUGGAGCCAUGUAUAACGGACAUCUCGUUGCAACCGAAACCUAUGUCGGUGGGCACGUAGAGGCGUUGGAGGCUGGAGUAUUCAGGAGUGAUAUUCCGACACAUUUCAAGAUCGAACCUUCCGCAAUUGAACAGCUUAUCGAGGAACUCGAUGCGGCACUGACAUUCUGUAUCGUCGAAGAGUCCCAAUCAUCAAUGGACAAAGUGACCAACUACGACGAGGUCAAGAACGAAAUCCAAAGAAUGCUUGAAGUUAUGCGCGACGAGCCAAUCAGGAUGGACAACCCGCUCAUCUACCAUUUGGAUGUAGCCGCUAUGUACCCCAACAUUAUGUUGUCGAACCGCCUUCAACCUGACUCGAUGGUGGACGAAGCCGUAUGUGCUGUAUGCGACUACAAUCGGCCUGGUAAGACCUGCGAUAGGCGGCUGGAAUGGGCGUGGAGGGGAGAGUACUUCCCUGCUCAUCGGGACGAGUUCAACAUGAUCAAACAUGCGCUCAAUCAGGAGAGUUUCCCGCCCAAGAAACUUGGGGGCCCGCAACGAAGAUUCCCGGACCUCACGGAGGCCGAGCAGACUGCCCUUUUGCACAAGCGGCUGGGAGACUAUUCGCGCAAGGUUUACAAAAAGACCAAAGACACCAAGAUCGAGAACCGCGAAGCCAUUAUCUGCCAACGGGAGAAUCCAUUCUACGUCGACACUGUCCGCCGCUUUCGGGACCGCCGAUAUGAGUAUAAAGGGUUGCACAAAACCUGGAAAAAGAACCUCGACACGGUCGUUGCAGAGGGCAAGUCGUUGGGCGAAGUUGACGAGGCAAAGAAGAUGAUCGUGUUGUAUGACUCGUUGCAACUCGCCCACAAGUGCAUUCUCAACUCGUUCUACGGGUACGUGAUGCGCAAAGGUGCCCGAUGGCAUUCGAUGGAGAUGGCUGGUAUCACGUGCCUAACUGGUGCGACGAUCAUUCAGAUGGCGCGUGCAUUGGUGGAGCAGAUCGGUCGCCCGUUGGAGCUCGAUACGGAUGGAAUAUGGUGCAUGCUUCCAGGAGUGUUCCCGGAGAACUUCAAGUUCAAACUCGACAACGGCAAAUCGAUUGGAUUUUCGUAUCCCUGCACAAUGCUCAACCAUCUUGUCCACGCCAAGUUUACAAACCAUCAGUAUCAUGACCUGGAUCCCAACACGGGCGAGUACGUCGUCCACAGCGAGAACUCUAUCUUCUUCGAGUUGGAUGGGCCGUACAAGGCAAUGAUUCUGCCGUCUUCGAAGGAGGAAGAUAAACUGUUGAAAAAACGAUACGCCGUGUUCAAUGACGACGGAAGUCUCGCAGAGCUGAAGGGAUUCGAAGUCAAGCGACGCGGAGAGUUGCAGCUCAUCAAAAUCUUCCAAUCGCAGUUGUUCGAGAAGUUUUUGCUGGGAACGACAACGGAGGAGUGUUAUGCUGCUGUUGCACAAGUUGCAGACCAAUGGCUCGACGUUUUGUUCAGUCACGCGGAUAAUUUGAGUGACGAAGAGUUGGUCGAGCUGAUUGCAGAGAACCGUAGCAUGUCAAGGACGCUCGCGGAAUAUGCGGGCCAGAAAUCGACAUCUAUCAGCACAGCUAAACGACUAGCGGAAUUCCUCGGUGAUCAAAUGGUCAAGGAUAAGGGCCUUGCGUGCAAGUUCAUCAUCUCCGCAAAACCGAUAGGCGCUCCAGUUACAGAACGCGCUGUCCCUGUUGCUAUUUUCUCUGCCGAAGAGAGUGUCAAGCGAACCUAUCUUCGGAAAUGGCUCAAAGACAACAGCUUAACCACCUUCGAAUUGCGGGAGAUUCUGGACUGGCAGUAUUAUAUUGAACGACUUGGGUCCGUUAUCCAGAAGCUCAUCACGAUCCCCGCAGCAAUGCAGAAAGUUGCCAACCCUGUUCCGAGAAUUCGACAUCCAGACUGGCUUCACCGUCGUGUCGCUGGUGCGGUAGACAAAUUCAAGCAAAACAAGAUGACAGACUUCUUCCGAGUGAUGACGGAGGAGGAGAAGACGCAGCAAACCCAACCCCAAACGCAAGACAUCGAAGAUAUUGGUGGGGAAGGGGACCGAGAAGGUGGCCAGAAACGGGCUGUGGUGAAGAAACGAAUGCGGAAGGAGGCUCCAGCGCCAGAAGAGACGCCGAUUCCGAGUCCUUCAGUAAACUACUCUGCAUGGAUCAAGGCUAUGCGGCCGCGCUGGAGGCUGAAGCAGCAAUUGCGCAAUGGCUCGGGUGGGCCUGUGGUUGUACCAGAGAUGUUCAAAAACGUCAAGGUUCGAACAAAUCGACGAUGGGACGUCAUCCAAAUUCGUCCAAGCAAAACUCCGGGACGGUAUCUCCUUUGGUUGUCAGUGGACUCUGACAUUGUUUCGCUCCCAUUGCGGAUUCCUCGCGAAUUCUACAUCAACAUGCGUACCGCUAAAGAGGAGUUAUUCCAAACCGAGUUGUACGUCUGGGAGAAGGUUACGCGUAGUCUGCCGCGAGACCUUUCUUCUGCAAAUCUUUACAAGAUAUCAGUCAGAGAGGAUGUGUACCAGCAAAACCAGGAGCAUUUUAUCGACUUGACGAACGAUCCAAAUGUGGAUGGCGUUUACGAGUUACAGGUGCCCCUGUACUUGCGUGCGGUGUUCAAGCUAGGCAAGACUUGCUCAACCAAUGACUCGAGCACGUCUCUCAACCGGGCUCAGACCACCGGCCUGGAUCUCUCUCAAAUGGACCGCGCGGGAAGCACUUUCUCGAAACAAAAGUAUUUCGACCGCGGCCAGGACAAAAAAUACUUGUUUUUGUUCCAUGCCCAGGGUGCCAAUUCACCUCUCCAUGUAUUUGCGCUGUUUCUUCCAAACGGGACGGUCAAAAUGCAUCUAGUCGACCCAGCAACUCGGAGGCAACCUGUUUCUCGAUUGGCGAGUACAUAUGCGGAUUUUCUUACUACCUUCCGGGAAUCUGCGUACGCCAAAUCGAGUCCAUAUCCCUAUCCCGAUGCCCUAGAGUUUAGCACCACAUAUCACGGCAACGAUGGUACGGCCCUCAAGGCCCUCUCUCGCGAACUUGGGUUAUUGGAAGACAAAUCAUACAUCAUAGUUUUGUCUUCGAGCAAGGACGAUUCUUACUUCGAGCGACUCGUCCCCAAGUUGUCCAAAUUCCCCGUCCUCUCGAUGACCAAAGCGCGAACUUCACACAUCCUCGACAUGUAUCCGUGGCAGACCGACCUCCCCAAGAAGCUCUUCCGUCGCUACUUUGCUGUUGGCCCACAUUUGGAUCGGAUGGCGACAAUCGCAGAUUACUAUGACAUACCGAUUGGACAUAUUGAGGGAGACCACCCACUAUUCCUCUCAGAUGUAUCAUUCGCUCGCCGUCUUAUUCAACAAGACAUGGUUCUAUGGUGGUCUCCAGGCGAGCGACCCGACCUCGGUGGUAUCGAGGACGACCGGCGACCUACUGAAGAGUUUCCCAAAACGGAGUUCAUGUCUCCCGGUGCAUAUUCGAACGUCUGUCUCGAAGUCGUUGUCCGCAAUCUGGCUGUCAACUCUGUUCUACACUCGCUUGUCGUGAACGAACUGGAGGGAAGCGGUGGUGCGACCGCCUUCGACUCGGUGUCUAAAACCAUGAACGAGUAUGCCAAGGGAGAAUCAUCGCGUGACUUGACGCUUGGCGAAUCGAACAUUUCGACGCAGAUGUUUAGUAUUAUGCGGUCGAUGGUCAAAAUGUGGCUUCUUGACAAGAUAGAAAGUCAAUUCGAUGGUCCGGCAAACAUGGUCCUGGACCAUUUCUGGAGAUGGAUCAGCUCCUGUGCAUCUCACAUGUACGACUCUAGCAUUCACCGCUUCGUCCACGGAUUGAUGCGCAAGACCUUCAUCCAAUUGCUUGCCGAAUUCAAACGACUCGGGUCACAUAUCGUCUAUGCCGAUUUCAGCCGCAUUGUCCUUGCGACAUCGAAACCACCCGGUACCGCCCAUGCUUAUGCGACCUACAUCACAAGCGCGGUCAACUCGCACGAGCUAUUCCAGCAUAUUUACCUGCACGCCGGUACCUUCUACGACUAUCUGCUGUUCAUGGACCAGGCCAACUCAGGCGGGAUUGUCUGCUCUGACCCAGAGGCCGUUGACCCACCAGAGACUCUCGAAGUUGAGGAUAAUUGGAACAUCGCCAAAUUCCUGCCGCCAGCCGUGCAAGAUGACUUCAAAGCCGCUAUUCAGUAUUUCAUCGUAGAGAUGUAUAAACUGCGGCAACGAAUAACGGGAGGCGGGCGAGCUCCGCUUCGUAUCAUCCACAAUGCCGAUGGGGCCCCAGAUUCGACCCAACGCGACGCUGGAAAGGCGAAAGAGAUGGAGAUGGUGCAAGAGUUUAUUUCGCGGCGACUUACGCGGAAGCUUUUGAGGCUGGUUGGGGCUGCUCAGGAGCGAUAUCGUGACGCCGUUAUGGACGAAGAUGCCAUCGUACAGUUCGAUUUCCCGCUCCUUCCUGGUUCUCAUCUCCAUUUCGCCAAUCCUACCCUAGAGCUCACGAAGAUGAUUUGUGCUGCGCUGGGUCUGGCAAAGGAGUACCAUGUCGAGCUAGGCUUAUUGAAGCGGAGCCUGCUCGAGCUGAUUGGGGUGCGCGAAUUUGCGGCCGAGGCUGUUUUCCGCAACCCCUGCGAGCCCUUGAAGCUGUUCAAUGUGGCUUGUCAGCAUUGCGAGGUGAUGCGUGACAUGGAUUUCUGCCGCGACACAGACUUGGAGGUGACUAGCACCGGCUCGCAUCAACGCUGGACAUGUGGGGAGUGCGGGGGAGAAUACGACCGGCUCGCAAUCGAGUUUACGUUGAUUGACAUGGUCUACAGCAUGGAGAGGUCAUUUGCGCAGCAAGAUUUGCGCUGCUCCAAGUGCCAACAAAUCCAGUCAGACAAUGUCUCGCGCUAUUGCCAGUGCUCUGGCGCAUAUCAGCAAACGCAAAACAAAGCGGAGGUGCGGAGGAAAUUGAAAACAAUCGUGAAUGUCGCCAUUGUGCAAAAUCUUCCGCGGCUCAAAGAAUGCGCACAGACCAUGUUGAACAGUUGGUGA
This is a messenger RNA of Mycena indigotica, 6723 nucleotides long. RefSeq names its product DNA polymerase epsilon catalytic subunit. Gene Ontology annotation, cellular component: epsilon DNA polymerase complex; nucleus. NCBI's taxonomy places the organism in Eukaryota, Fungi, Basidiomycota, Agaricomycetes, Agaricales, Mycenaceae. The coding region runs from base 1 to 6723 and encodes 2240 amino acids. Gene Ontology annotation, molecular function: DNA-directed DNA polymerase activity; single-stranded DNA 3'-5' DNA exonuclease activity; nucleotide binding. Gene Ontology annotation, biological process: nucleotide-excision repair, DNA gap filling; base-excision repair, gap-filling; DNA replication. The transcript has 9 exons. The record is from RefSeq and is a predicted model, not a curated record.